Messenger RNA from Osmia bicornis bicornis, 2463 nucleotides. Its product is annotated as transmembrane protein 268. NCBI's taxonomy places the organism in Eukaryota, Metazoa, Arthropoda, Insecta, Hymenoptera, Megachilidae. The coding region runs from base 96 to 1445 and encodes 449 amino acids. The record is from RefSeq and is a predicted model, not a curated record. The transcript is spliced from 6 exons.
UCUUUUUCGUAUCGUAAUGCUGCACACCUUGAUUUCGUGUAUUACGUACCUUUUCACCUCACGGAUAUGAGAUAGGUCAUAUCACAACAGUGAAAAUGAGUUCACAGGACACAACUGAUAAUGUACCAACAGUUAAUUCACCUGAUAUAUCCUCAAGAACAAAAAAUUGGGUCCAAUUUGAAGAUGAAACACCUGUUAAAGAUAAUGGUAGUGUGGAAGAAAAAACUAAAGUAAAUACACCAGCCGUAAUAAAACCAGAAUCAGUUACAGUAAAUGUUGAGAAAAUUGGAAAAACUGUUGAUAAAUUAGAUAAUCAACAAACAAAAAACAAUGAGUAUAAAGGUGCUGUGAUAUCAACUGAAUCCGUCCAGAUUAAUUUAGAUAGGUCAGGUCUAAGUCGGUCUGUCACAUCUGAAAGUCCAGAUCUUAAUUUGCCGUCCGAAGUAAAAAUUUCUGAUCCUAAAAGUGCUUCUCUUAAAACCAUUGAUCUCCGUGAUGUAUCCAAUGGUAGAAGCGCUAUAAAUAAUAUUAUAAGCACACCUAUUGGAAAUAUUAGACAAGGUUUUGCAAAUGGGGAUACUAUAGUUACUCUUUUACCAGUUAAUACUAGAUGGCCAUGGAUUACUCCUGCCAAGUUUCGACCAGAAUUAGUACCAGAAGAAUUAAUGGCUCAGGGCUUAACGCUUACAGUAGAAGAUUACGUACAUAUUAUGGAGUUGCUUGUGAAUGAUGUACGUUUUAAUAUGUACAAUGUAUGCUACAAAAGAAUCCUUGUUCUUUGGAUAUUCACUGCAUUUAUUGUAUUGCUUGGCUUAUUAUUUUCUGGAGUAACUGGUCUUACUUUAUUUGGCCUCGGCAUUAUGUGGUUAGUCCUAAAUGCUGCUGCAAUAUUCUUUUGCAUGUUUAUCAAGAUAAAAUUAAAUCAUAAUCUUGAGAAAUGUAUGGCUCAAGUGAACAAGCAUUUACUUCGACAUAAAAUAUUGCUUGGAUUGGAUGAUAGAGGGAAGAUUUCUUGUCACAAAGUCAAUCUCUGUUUUAUAUAUUUUGAUACUACAGAUUGCAUCAAAAAGUUACAAGAAGUUAUAGAACGUGAAGAACGCGAGGGUAGAAUAAUCGGUGAAGAUGGAAAUUCUGAAAUGCGUAGAAAAAGGGAAUUGCAACAGCGAAUGGAUAUUGACGAUAGUGAUAUUGUUAUCCAAGGCAGUACUACUACUAGAAUUUCUCGUAAACAGGAACGGGCGGAGUUGCUGUUGCUGAGGUAUGCAUCUCGAUGGGCACAUCACUUUGUGCGCCGCAGACUUGAUCUGGUUAUAGACUCACAGGAACGAAAUAGAGACAUCGCCGGUCUGUCUGUUCCACCACGACAUUGUGUCUCCGCCCGUUGUCCUUGUCAAUUCAUUGAGGACCAUCUCAAAUACAAGCCUAGAGAUAAUUUGAUCAGUUGAUUGUAUGUUCCUAUCUACUUUUUAUUACACAUCUAUCAAACACUUUUACUACCAGUUAUACUUAAAAUUAUUUUUUUAUCGUAGCUAUAAUAUAGUAUCAUAGAAAUUUUUGUAUUUUACAUACAAAGAAGUCAUAUUUCUUCAAUUUUUUGUUUAUUGUAAUUUGCUUUUAACUAAUCUAAAUAACAUUCACCACUUUACAACAUAUAGAAGCACAUUAUGUUAAAUAUAAAAAAUGUUAAAGAGAUAGAUUAUACAUAACAUUAAUACUUGAAAAAAAAGAAACGAUAUAAUCAUUCCAUUGUUACUACAUUAUUAUUCAUAAAUUCAAAUGUUUCAAAAUUCUGAAGACAUUUACUAAAUGUUAUACAUAUCAUAUAUAUAUAUAUAACAUAUAUUUUUUUAAUACAUGUUAUAUUGCUUUCAACUAUUGAUACUAGAAAAACAUACAUAAAUUAUGUAUGAAUUGGAAGAUUUUAAUCUGCUAAAGUUAAAUUUUAUUUUUAUGUUUAAAAAGAAAUUCUUGCAUUUUAGUUACUACAAUUUAUUAUUAUUACAAGUAAAGACCUGAUAUUAAAGCAGCUAGAAACAUUUUAUAUAAUUGUUUAUAUAUAUAUAUUUUAUAAUUAUUGUCUAUGAUAAAUCGUCAUAAUAAUGUUGUAAAAGGCAUACAAUGUUGAACUUACAUAUCUGAAUUCCGUCCUAAUUGAAUAUAUCAAUACAUUAUAUGAGAAUGUAAUUAAUAUAUUGUAUACUUUUAUAUUAUGUUAAAAAAAAAUACAUAAUAUUUGUAAAUGAAUAAGGCUAUUCUACUUUUAUAUAACAAAAAUGUAAAGCAUUUUGAUAUCAUUGUUAAAAAUGUUAUAAAUAAAGAUAAGUAUAUGAUAUAUGUUUUCUUGGUGGAGGUAUGAUUGUAUUCAUGUAAAAAACUAUUUCAUUAAAGUAAUAGUUAUUGCACAUAAAAUAUAUUGUUAGUUUAGUUACCAAAUGUACCUACAAAGUUCAAUGUAUACGUAUU